GAGGCGGCGCUCGUGCAGAGGAAGUGGGGAGGAGGAGAAGGAGGAGGAAUGCAGCGGGUUCUCAAGAAACUUUUGCACAUUUGAAACAUGGACUUCUGGCUGAGAGUGUGUGUGCUCCUAGGACUCCAGAUCUCCUGCUACCUCGCAUAUGACGGGUCGGGGUACUGGUCGUACACUGAUGAUGAGGAUGCGAGAUAUACAGGUGUGCCAUGGUGCGCUCCGGUGAAAGUGAAGCACGGUCAUGCGAGCUGCCAAACGCCACGUGGUGAACGCUAUAAGAAUGUGUUGGGAACCCGCUGUAAAAUCCACUGCAAGAGAGGCUACGAGCUUGAAGGCAGCCACGAGAUCCUCUGCAUGGCCAGCAAACAGUGGUCAGGAAAAUUCAUCUGCAGAGAGGUCCGCUGUCCAGCACUGGCCAUGCCAUCAAAUGGUGGAUUUAAAUGUUCAGAUGGUUUCUACUACAACUCCCAUUGCCAGUACUUCUGUUCACCAGGAUACACACAUCGUGGGGACCGUGGGGUCACCUGCCAAAGCAGCAAGGCAUGGAGUGGAGGCCAAAGUGUGUGUCUGGAUCUGGAUCCCCCGGUCAUUAAGUGUCCAAGUGUGAAGGAGAAGACAGCUGAGCCUGGAAAAGUGACUGCAAAAGUGACCUGGGAUACACCAGAGGGCCAAGAUACUGCAGAUGGAAUACUCACAGAUGUAGUACUAAAUGGAAAGCCUCCAGGAACAUACUUUACAGAAGGAAACCAUAAACAGUCGUACACUGUAUUCGACCGCGCUGGAAACAAAGCUACAUGUAAAUUCAGCAUCAGAGUAAAAGUGCGCCGAUGCACACCCCUCUCAGUGCCUGAAAAUGGCUGGAUGAAGUGUGACAGUGCAGGAGAUAAUUAUGGGGCAACGUGUGAUUUUCGCUGUCUGGGAGGCUAUGAGCUGAGAGGCAGUGCUGCCCGAGUUUGCCAGUUCAACAUGGAAUGGUCUGGCCUGGAAACCAGCUGUGCACCUUUGAGCAUCAAUGUUGGAGUGCGAUCUGCUGCUCAACUGCUCGACCAGUUUUAUGAAAAACGUCGUCUGCUUAUAAUCUCCACCCCCACAGCAGCCAACCAUUACUACCGAUUCCAAAUGACUAAUUUACAGCAAGCACAAUGUGGCCUGGACUUAAGACAUGUGACUGUGAUUGAACUAGUGGGAAGGUUUCCGUCUCAAAUCGGACGCAUUAGAUAUCAGCUUAUCACUCCAGGACUGGUCUUACAGCUCAGAAUGCUGCUACAGCUGUCUCAGAAUUCAUUCAAUCUGGUGCUGCUGGACAAACAGGGAGUGGACAAACAGCGCUACACAUACCCGGUCACAGCGGCCGAGAUCUUUACCAUCAUUGACACCAUCCCCCUACGUACUGAAGAGUCUCUUAUGCAGAAAGAAGCAGGUCACAGCUGCUAGACACCCCCCCAAACACACACACACACACACACACACCACAACACAGAGCCAUAAAUGAGGUUUUUUUACAUACAUAUUUGUGAUUUGUAAGGUGCUCUAGUAUUUUUUUUUCUAUAUCUAUUAUUUUGUUAAUAUUUAUAUUAUUCUGGCAUAAUAUAUAGUUUGAUCUCACUCAGUACAAUUCAAACCUGGAUUUAAGAAAUAAAUAUGCUCACUGUAAUGUCUCUAAUGUGUAAUUCCAAUGUGUCAUGUUACUGUAUGCUUGGUGAGUCUCUCUCUUUUUAUUUUUUUUAACUUUUAUUAACAAUAGUAUUACUUUCACAUGUGGUUCCUGAUGCUUAAAUGAUCAUUCUCCAAUGGUAUUAAAAGGUCCAGGAAAACCUAAUUCAAACAGGCAUACUGUACAGUAUAAUGAAAUGCAGUUCAAGACCUCAAAAUCACACAGAGUGCAGAGUUUCCUGAUUUGGCAAAGACACUGUUGUUUUUAAACAUGGUGCACUUUCAUCCUCGGUCAAAAUAAUUGAAUAGAUGGAAAGCUCGCCAGAAAAUUCCUUUUAGUCCCUGGUUUAUUAUUUGAAUGAUGUUAUUAAAUAAAUAAAGUUACAUUCUGAAUGAAA
Silurus meridionalis is the source of this 2051-nucleotide messenger RNA. RefSeq names its product sushi-repeat containing protein X-linked (gene srpx). The record is from RefSeq and is a predicted model, not a curated record. The transcript has 10 exons. The coding region runs from base 88 to 1434 and encodes 448 amino acids. NCBI's taxonomy places the organism in Eukaryota, Metazoa, Chordata, Actinopteri, Siluriformes, Siluridae.